AUGGAAGAUAAAAGGUUUCCUAAUAACUUAUCACAAGAAAAUCAAAUCCUUCAAUCGCAAAAUAGACGUCUUAGAGAACGAUUACUUCAACUUUACCUUCAAAUUAACCAAUUAACAUCGAUUUCCGAAGCAAAUGGAAUUCCAAUUUCCCAAAGCAAUCAAUCUAAUCACAUUUCUUCUAAAAAACUUAUAGGAGAAUACUCGUUUGUUAAAAGUGAACGUAUGAUCCUUCCUACAGGAGCAAUAUAUUCUGCUACAUUUAAUUCAAAAGUAGACCGCGUCGCAAUAGCUGCUUUAAAUGGCUCUGUAACCAUUUGCACACCACAGCUUAAAACUAAUGCUGUAAUACAAGCCCAUAGUUUAGCAUGUAGAGAUGUUUUUUGGAGUGAUGCAGGAUUAAUUUCUUGCGGAUUCGAUAAAUUCAUGAAAAUAUGGGAUGUAGAAAAAGUACAAUCACAAGAUUUCUAUACAGGAGGCUUGACGCAUUCUGUUUGCGGCUCUGAAUCCGAUUCAAACGUACUUUUUGCAGCUGCCAGUGAUAAUGUUUUCUGGAUUGAUAAGAGAAGGCCAUCUCCAAUUACAAUUUCUGUUCCAUCCCCCGCUACAGCUGUUAGUACAUUUGAUAACUUAAUUAUUUACGGAGAUUACGAUGGCGUGUUAACAGCUAUCGACCGCCGUGCAUUACAUGAAGGAAAUAAAUGGGAAAUACCGUUAGGAGGAGGCGCCGUUUCCUCAAUUUCAAAAGUUUUGCCUACAGGAAGAUUUGUUGUCACAACGGCUAAAAGUCAACCGAUUUUAAUCGAAUUAGAUGAAGAACCACACUCUACGCUCAUGGCUUACGAAGCUCCGAUGAGAUUUGGCUGUCGAGCGGAUAUCACAGAGAAAAAUCUUAUUUUUACAGGAGAUUUCGCCACAUUAUGUGGAGGAAGAAUGGCUGGGUUCUGCGAUGGACUCGGAGAACCAUUCCUCUUCGAAGAUGUCGGUGGUUUUGAUUAUGGCGCAAUAUUUAUUAAUAAUAUUGCACAAAAAGUGCUCACAUAUAGUGAGGAUGGUGUUAUAACUGUAUAUUCUUUGAAACAAUUGUAA
This is a messenger RNA of Trichomonas vaginalis G3, 1086 nucleotides long. Its product is annotated as WD40 repeat-like family. Gene Ontology annotation, molecular function: protein binding. Bases 1 to 1086 code for a protein of 361 amino acids. Lineage: Eukaryota; Parabasalia; Trichomonadida; Trichomonadidae. The transcript has a single exon. The record is from RefSeq and is a predicted model, not a curated record.